Messenger RNA from Carlito syrichta (Philippine tarsier), 1626 nucleotides. RefSeq names its product nudix hydrolase 6 (gene NUDT6). NCBI's taxonomy places the organism in Eukaryota, Metazoa, Chordata, Mammalia, Primates, Tarsiidae. Gene Ontology annotation, molecular function: NADH pyrophosphatase activity; ADP-ribose diphosphatase activity; NAD binding. The transcript is spliced from 4 exons. Bases 470 to 1201 code for a protein of 243 amino acids. The record is from RefSeq and is a predicted model, not a curated record.
CUGGCCAAUAUCUUUUAUUUUUAAAGUUUCUAGAACUAGCAUGCAUUAUUUAAAAACAAACUAUUUUAAUCGCCUUGGAAUUAUCAGUAAAAACUUAUGACAGAACUCUUAAAGGAAAAGCAAACAAGUCCGUGUAACCAUUCAUUAAGAUUAAACCUGAGGAUGUCUUAAAGGAACAGCGUUAAAAUGGUAUUUUAUUCUGUUUGGAUCUGUUUAUUUCUCCAUUGUACGACUGUUGAACAUCUGUUCAGUGCCAUCAUUGUCCUGGGGGAUAUGGAUACAAAGGUCAUAUCUGUAUGGAUGUGUUUUCUCAAGGAGUUCAGUCUGUUGGAAAGUCAGAACAGGGUGAUCGUUGUGCCAAAACACGGUAGUCCCCGUGCUGGUGGUGUGGAUGGGAAGCUUCAGGGCCUUCCCAAGAGCUGCCAGAGGUGAGUCUUCGCCUGUCCGUCCUGCUGGAGGACACUGAGGCAUGCCCCGCUGCCUUGCAGCUGCCGUGCAGCAGUGGAGGUCGGCUGGCCGGACAGCGGUGUGGCUGCAUGUGCCCAUCCUCCAGAGCCAGCUCAUCGCCCCAGCGGCGGCCCUGGGCUUCCGCUUCCACCAUGCAGAGUCGGACUCGGCAACACUGACCCUGUGGCUGGCGGACGGACCCAGCAGACUCCCGGGCUAUGCGACACACCAAGUGGGAGUUGCAGGAGCUGUAUUUGAUGAAAGUACUAGAAAAAUAUUGGUUGUACAAGAUCGAAAUAAAUUGAAAAACAUGUGGAAGUUUCCAGGAGGCCUGUCAGAGCCUGGAGAAGAUAUUGGAGACACAGCAGUUCGAGAAGUUUUGGAAGAGACUGGUAUAAAGUCAGAAUUCCGGUCCCUCCUGAGUAUUCGGCAACAGCACACAAGUCCCGGAGCUUUUGGGAAGUCAGAUAUGUAUAUCAUCUGCCGCCUAAAGCCGUAUUCAUUCACCAUAAACUUUUGCCAGCAUGAAUGCUUGAGAUGUGAAUGGAUGGAUCUCAGCAACCUGGUCAAGACCGAAAAUGCGACUCCCAUCACCAGCAGAGUUGCCAGGCUGCUGCUCUACGGGCACAGAGAAGGGUUUGACAAGAUUGAUCUGACCAUGGAGGAACUUCCAGCGGUUUACACAGGCCUGUUCUACAAGCUCUAUCAUAAGGAACUGCCAGAGAAGUACAAAACUCUGACAGGAGUGGACUGAAGGCACAUAACAUGUUUAGAAAGAAAGUUCUAAGUGACUGUACACGUGGAUUAGCGAACGCCAUACUAUAAGCAGAGAAUGUUUGAAGUUGAUUAAAUACUUGACUCUAAUUUUCUAAGGCAGAUGAUUUCCAAGAAGAAAACUUGCAUACAAAUGUGCACAUCUUAAAAGCCUCUUUUCAAAUAAAGCAAAUAAACAUUUGGAGAGGAUUGUAGCUCUAGGUAAGCUUUACUGGGUAAUAGCAAGUGCUAUAUAAAAAGGGUGAGUCUACAUUUUCCAAGAAUUUUUGCUAUUUUUCUUUACUCAGACCAUUUUACUACUGGUUAAAUAUUUUACUACUGGAUAAAAAGUUGUCGACCAGUUAUCCAAACUGAGCUGUGCACAUGUAUUUUCUUUUCCUCUCAUUAAAAAACUUCUAAAAUAUA